AUGCCAGCUUCUUUUGGCGCAGUGCCAACUCCUGUCGAGCCCUCAGACGCCUUUGCCAAGAAAGAGAAGAAGCCAAAGCGGUCGUUCCUGCCCAGCGCUGCAUCAUCUGUACCGAAGACCAGUAUCAAGUUUGGUGGUGGUCUCGGAGGGGGAUUCAACCCUGCCGCAUACCUGGCCAGCAUGGGCUGGACUGGAGGUGGGCUGGGGGAGAAUGGAGAGGGUAUGCUGAACCCGAUUGAAGUUCAGCUGCGGCCCGAAAAGGCGGGUAUUGCUUUCGGUGGACGAAAGGAGAGGACAAAGCAAGCAAAGGAAGAGGCGAAGAGAAGGGGCGAGGAAGUGAGCAGCGAUGAGGACGAGCGGGCUGCGCGGAGAAACAAAGGCAGAGGAGACAAGAAGAAGGAGAAGAAGGAACAAGCUGUCGAGCUUCGUCAAGCUUGGACUACUCGGGAGAAGAAGCCUCGCAAGCCCAAGAUCCAGCAUCGGACCUAUGAGCAGAUCAUCGAAGAAGCUGGCGGAGAAGUCCCAUCGACCGACGCUGGAGUUGGUCAGAUCAUCGAUGCCAGAAGCAAGGAGAUGAAGGAAGUGGCGUCUCUCGCCAGCGCUUUGGCACACCAUGCUGUUCCGACGAGCGAUUCGACGAGGUUGCCAGAGCUCCGUCACAAUCUCCGAUUGAUUGCGGACAACAGCAAGCAGACCCUGGAUGCUUUGGCCAAGGAAGGGGCUGGCAUUUUUGAGAGACGGAGAUGGCUGCAGAGAGAAUACGACGAAAGUCGAAGACGCCGCGAGAAGGAGGCGGUAGACCUGGCUCAACUCAAAGUGGUACUGUCUCUGGUACGGGAGCUGGAAGCUGUCGGGAAGAGCGCCCUCAGCAAUACCGCUAUGGGGCUAGAAGCCUUCGAGCCACUAGCAGUGCGCAUUCAGCAAGAGUCUGAUGCGGACAUCGAGAAAUUCGGGCUGGAUGAAGCAUUGGUAGGUGCGUUGACCCCGCCGAUGAAGAGGCUGCUGGCGGACUGGGAUCCGCUGCAGGACGCAGAUGGUAUUUCGGCAACGCUGCACAGAUGGAGGCGAGCGCUAAGGGCGCUCGGGGGAGCUUCGGCGCCGGCCGAAUCUCGUGCUAUCAUGCUGCCCUUCGAAGCGCUGCUGUGGCAUCUCUGGAUGCCUCGAAUACGCUCAGCCCUCAACAACGAUUGGAAAGUCCAUCAUCCUCGAGCAGCUGUGGCAGUCCUGACAGCCUGGCGGCCACUUCUGCCACGGUAUAUCUGGGAUAACGUUCUAGAUCAGAUCUUGCUUCCCAAAGUUUGGAAGGCAGUGCACGACUGGGAACCACGAACCGCAAGAGCUCCGCUGCAUUACAUCCUCUUCCCCUGGCUUCCCCUACUCGGCGAACGUAUCGACGAGACUAUGUCUGAAGCACGUAGGCGGAUACGCGCUCUGCUCAAGAGCUGGCGACCGAAGGACGAAGCUGUGCCUCAGCAUCUGGAGCGGUGGAAGGAAUUCUUUCCCAAGAGCGAAUGGGAUUCGAUGUUCCUCACUCAAAUCGUGCCCAAAUUGGCUUCUUACCUUGGCAGCAGGUUCUCUGUCAAUCCUCGUGCACAGGACAUGGCUCCACUGGAGAAGAUCCUCGCUUGGCGCGAACUCCUUCGGCGGUCCGUCCUCUCACGUCUGCUCGAAGGCGAAUUCUUCCCCAAGUGGCUGACGACUCUACACGCCUGGCUCGUACAGCCAGGUGUAGACUUGGGCGAGGUGGCCAAGUGGUACUCUUUCUGGAAAGGAUGGUUCCCGAGCGAAGUCGCCGCGCUGCCUGGUGUCGAGGCGGGUUUCAGAAAGGGCAUCGCCCUGAUCAAUCAGGCGGUGGAGAUGGGAGAGGAUCGACGAGGGCUGUCCAAACCGGAUCUCACACCCCUCUCAAGGAGCAGCGUGAGGGAUGCGGUCUCAGCCUCCCAUCGCUCCUCGAGCAAGACCCCAGCCAUCCCCUCCUCCUCAGGCGCAGGUGAUGCAGAAGACGACUCUGUCUCCUUCCGCUCCAUCGUCGAGGAUCGCGCAGCUGAGCUGGACCUUCUUGUCCUUUCUCUCAAUCGCAGCCACGCUCAGACGGGCCUGCCUCUCUUGCGCGUGUCCGAAUCUCUUGACGGUAAGAGUGGAGCGACCUUUUACGUUCAGGAGGACAUUGUCUGGGUCGAGGAGAAGGACAAGGAGAAGGGAACGAGUGAGUGGAUCCCUGUGGGAGUGGAGGAACUGAUGAAGCGGGCUAGAAUGAAGAGAUGA
Molecule: messenger RNA, 2265 nt
Organism: Microstroma glucosiphilum
Lineage: Eukaryota; Fungi; Basidiomycota; Exobasidiomycetes; Microstromatales; Microstromataceae
Product: TFP11-domain-containing protein
Exons: 2
Coding region: 1-2265 (754 amino acids)
Biological process (GO): spliceosomal complex disassembly
Cellular component (GO): U2-type post-mRNA release spliceosomal complex
Molecular function (GO): nucleic acid binding
Source: RefSeq, a predicted model, not a curated record